Puccinia graminis f. sp. tritici CRL 75-36-700-3 is the source of this 810-nucleotide messenger RNA. RefSeq names its product 14-3-3 family protein. Gene Ontology annotation, cellular component: cytoplasm. The record is from RefSeq and is a predicted model, not a curated record. Gene Ontology annotation, biological process: signal transduction. The transcript is spliced from 6 exons. Bases 1 to 810 code for a protein of 269 amino acids. Lineage: Eukaryota; Fungi; Basidiomycota; Pucciniomycetes; Pucciniales; Pucciniaceae.
AUGUCUUCGGAACGGGAGAAUCAAGUUUACAUGGCCAAAUUGGCCGAGCAGGCCGAGCGAUACGACGAGAUGGUAACAUUUAUGAAAGACGUUGCCAAGCUCGGUGCCGAACUGACGGUUGAGGAGCGCAACCUGCUUUCAGUUGCCUACAAGAACGUGAUCGGUGCCCGCCGUGCCAGCUGGCGCAUCAUCUCCUCGAUCGAGCAGAAGGAAGACACCAAGGGCAACGAAGUCCAUGUGACCAAAAUUAAGGACUACCGUACAAAGGUCGAGGCUGAACUCGCCGAAGUCUGCAAUGACAUCUUGUCUGUCCUCGAUCAACACCUCAUUCCCAGUGCUGAAGCAGGAGAGAGCAAAGUCUUUUACCACAAGAUGCAGGGCGACUACCACCGAUACUUGGCUGAAUUUGCCUCCGGGGAUGGCCGAAAGGUGGCCUCGGAUGCUGCCCAUGAAUCUUACAAGCAAGCAACCGAAAUCGCCCAAUCGGACUUGACCCCCACCCACCCUAUCCGUCUUGGCUUGGCUCUGAAUUUCUCAGUUUUCUACUACGAAAUUCUUAACUCUCCUGAUCGGGCAUGUCAUCUCGCCAAACAAGCCUUUGAUGAUGCGAUCGCUGAAUUAGACACACUGAGUGAAGAGAGCUACAAGGAUUCGACCCUGAUAAUGCAACUCUUGAGAGACAACCUUACACUCUGGACUUCCGAUCUUCAUGAUGCGGAGGAAAAACCGGCUGAAGCCGCCCCGGCCGAGGCUGCUGCUGCUGCCCCCGAAGCAGCAGCACCAGCCGAAGCUGAAGCCCCAGCGCCCUGA